Molecule: messenger RNA, 933 nt
Organism: Cucurbita pepo subsp. pepo (vegetable marrow)
Lineage: Eukaryota; Viridiplantae; Streptophyta; Magnoliopsida; Cucurbitales; Cucurbitaceae
Source: RefSeq, a predicted model, not a curated record
AUGCCUCAAAGAAAUCCAAGAACAAGGAGGAGACCAAAGGAGGAAGGUGUUGUACAGAAAGAACACAGCAGAAAUUAUGCAGAAAUUGUGAAGCCUCCUAAAACACAAACAUCAGUCAGCAGUGGACAAGAAAGCAGAAUAUACACACCAACACCUCCUUUUCCACAAAGAAUAAAAAGAAAGAAGGAAGAAGCCCACUUUGAGAAGUUCAUGGACAUAUUUAAGGAAAUUCACAUAAAUAUACCAUUAGUUGAAGCUUUGAAGCAAAUGCCAAAUUAUGUGAAAUUCUUGAAGGAUGUGCUCACCAAUAGAAGAAAGUUUGAAGAAUUCAAGGUGGUACCAUUGAAUGAAGAGUGUAGUGCAAUAUUGAAAAACAAGUUCCCACUAAAAGAGAAAGACCCCGGUUCAUUCACAAUUCCAAUAUCAAUAGGAGGGAAGAAGCUAGGUCGAGCAUUAUGUGAUUUGGGAUCAAGCAUUAAUCUAAUGUCGUUGUCUAUUUACAAAAAGUUAGGUAUUGGUGAAGCUAGACCAACUACAGUCACUCUUCAACUAGCAGAUCAAUCUUUCACUCAUCCAGAAGGAAAAAUCGAAGAUAUCCUAAUUCAAGUGGACAAGUUCAUAUUUCCAGCUGAUUUUAUCAUUUUAGAUUAUGAAACGGAUCAUGAUGUGCCAAUUAUCUUGGAGAGACCAUUUUUGAAAACUGGAAGAACAUUAGUAGAUGUCCACAAGGGAACCAUAAUGUUGAGAAUGAAUGAUCAACAAAUAGAAUUUCAUAUGAAUGACAACAUGAAAUAUCCAGCCGUAGUAGAGGAAUGCUCAGCAAGUUAUAAAUUGACAGAGAAUCCAGCAACUGAUAGUUGGAAACAGCAGCAAGAAGAAGACAGCAGCGGGAUAAUUGCACUACACAACAAGCAGAAUUGGAGAAAACUGUAA